This is a messenger RNA of Pteropus alecto (black flying fox), 1808 nucleotides long. RefSeq names its product sarcoglycan epsilon (gene SGCE). Bases 112 to 1533 code for a protein of 473 amino acids. NCBI's taxonomy places the organism in Eukaryota, Metazoa, Chordata, Mammalia, Chiroptera, Pteropodidae. The record is from RefSeq and is a predicted model, not a curated record. The transcript is spliced from 12 exons. Gene Ontology annotation, cellular component: membrane; sarcoglycan complex.
CGGGAUUAAGGAGGGGGUGCAGGAUGCUGAUGCUGAGUUGGCCAAGCUGGGAGGAAAGAAGAAAGAGAGGGGAGGGGAGAAUCGAGGACAGCCGGCCUAGCCAGGCCAAGAAUGCAAUUGCCCCGGUGGUGGGAGCUGGGCGACCCUUGUGCUUGGACAAGACUGGGUUGGGGGGCACGGAAGAUGAGCCCCGCAACCAUUGGCACCUUCUUGCUGACAGCUUUUUUAUUAAGCUGUGCUGAUGGCAUAAAUGGAACAGUUAACUGGAAGACCAAACAGGCCAACAAUUUUAUUAUCAGCAGAAAAAUGGCUGCUGGGAAGAAAGAUGUGUACACUAUUUUCUCGAAGGUGCACUCUGAUCGGGAUGUAUACCCAUCUGCUGGUGUCCUCUUUGUUCAUGUUUUGGAAAGAGAGUCUUUUAAGGGAGAAUUUCCACCUUACCCAAAACUUGGCGAGAUUAGUAAUGAUCCCAUAACAUUUAACACAAAUUUAAUGGGUUACCCAGACCGACCCGGAUGGCUUCGAUACAUCCAAAGGACACCAUAUAGUGAUGGCGUCCUCUAUGGGUCUCCAACAGCUGAAAAUGUGGGGAAACCAACAGUCAUUGAGAUAACUGCCUACAAUAGGCGUACCUUUGAGACUGCAAGGCAUAAUUUAAUAAUUAAUAUAAUGUCAGCAGAAGACUUCCCAUUACCGUAUCAAGCAGAAUUCUUCAUUAAAAAUAUGAAUGUAGAAGAGAUGUUGGCCAGCGAAGUUCUUGGAGACUUCCUCGGGGCAGUGAAAAACGUGUGGCAGCCAGAGCGUCUGAAUGCCAUCAACAUCACGUCAGCCCUGGACAGGGGCGGCAGGGUUCCACUGCCCAUUAAUGACAUGAAGGAGGGUGUUUAUGUCAUGGUUGGUGCAGAUGUCCCGUUUUCUUCUUGUUUACGAGAAGUUGAAAAUCCACAGAAUCAGUUGAGAUGCAGUCAAGAAAUGGAGCCUGUAAUAACAUGUGAUAAAAAAUUUCGUACUCAAUUUUACAUUGACUGGUGCAAAAUUUCAUUGGUUGAUAAAACAAAGCAAGUGUCCACCUAUCAGGAAGUGGUUCGUGGAGAGGGGAUUUUACCUGAUGGUGGAGAGUACAAACCCCCUUCCGAUUCUUUGAAAAGCAGAGACUAUUACACGGAUUUCCUAAUUACACUGGCUGUGCCCUCGGCAGUAGCAUUGGUCCUUUUUCUAAUACUUGCUUAUAUCAUGUGCUGCCGACGGGAAGGCGUGGAAAAGAGAAACAUGCAAACACCAGACAUCCAACUGGUCCAUCAUAAUGCUAUUCAGAAGUCUACCAAAGAACUUCGUGACAUGUCCAAGAACAGAGAGAUAGCAUGGCCCCUGUCAACGCUUCCUGUGUUUCACCCUGUGACUGGGGAAAUCAUACCUCCUCUACACCCAGACAAUUAUGAGAGCACUAAUAUGCCACUGAUGCAGACACAGCAGAACUUGCCACAUCAGACUCAGAUUCCCCAACAACAGACUACAGGUAAAUGGAAUCCCUGAAGAAAGAAAACUGACUGAAGCAAUAAAUUUGUAAUCACACGAUAUAGCAAUUAUAGCUUAUUUCUUUCUUCUCUUUUCCAAUAAUGCAUGAACUUUUCUGGCGUAUGGUAUGCAUGUCGACAGCAUUAAGUAUGUACCAAAUAAUGCAAUAUAACUUUGAUUUUACUAAUGGAUUUUUUUUUGUAUUUAAAGCAUUUUGACAAUUUGUAAAACACUGAUGACUUUAUAUUUGUUACAAUAAAAAGUGGCCUUUAAAAUAAAUAUUAUUAAUGAAG